ACCCUGGCAGCCUCCGGGUGAAAGGACUGGGAAACACUGGGGGUAGUUUACUUGGGAUGGUUAAAGGAGGUGUGUUCUAUCCUGGCUUGGCCCCUAUGGCAAGUUCUUUUACCUCUCCGGGCCUUCAUCUGUAAAAUACGGGAAUGGGACUAAACGAUGUCUUUGAAGAUCUCUUCCAAUUUAUUUAUUAGCUCCUUGGAGUCUGCCCUUUCCUUCCAGUAGGAGAACUUACCUAAAUUUAGGUUUUCUUGGGGAGGAAGCCCUUCCCAUUUUCCCCAUCCCGACCCAAGACCAUCAGUACAGGAAGGAAGGUCGCCAGCUAGAAGAGAGGCACUCCCAUUUAAAAUAUCCCAUUCGCUUUGGAGCCUUUUCUCCACUCCACCGCCCCUUACGUGUCCUACACGUAGGCCAAGCGACGUAGUUUGGUCGCGCCAAGCUCUGAAUCACGCGCAGCCGCUGUAGUUUGCCAAACCUUGCUUCCGCCCCUCCCCUCCUCCCAACUCAGGCAGCGUACAACGUUUGGCGGUCGCUCAUCAGUGCCCCCGGAAGUACUUGCGAAUGAAUCAGGAAAUGAUGAUGUCCAUGAGGCCUGUAGGAGGGCUGAAGUAAGAAGGAAGAAGAGAUUUCUGCAGAUUCAUUUCGGGGACUGGAUUGUCAGUGAUCAAGAAUCAGGAUCUACACCCCAGUCUGUGUGACAGCACCCUGCCGGUCACCAUGCCGGCCUUGCUGGAACGCCCCAAGCUCUCUAAUGCCAUGGCUAGGGCAUUGCAUCGACAUAUAAUGAUGGAACGGGAGAGGAAGAGACAGGAGGAAGAGGAAGUGGACAAGAUGAUGGAACAGAAAAUGAAGGAGGAACAGGAGAGGAGGAAGAAAAAGGAAAUGGAAGAAAGGAUGUCAUUGGAAGAGACCAAAGAACAGAUCCUUAAACUGCAAGAGAAGCUCCUGGCCCUACAAGAGGAGAAGCACCAGCUCUUCCUACAACUCAAGAAAGUUUUACACGAGGAGGAGAAAAGGCGCCGUAAGGAGCAAAGUGACUUGACAACACUUACAUCUGCAGCAUAUCAACAGGGCCUGGCUGUGCACACAGGGACACAUCUUCUCAGCAUGCAAGGAAGCCCUGGAGGACACAGCAGACCAGGAACUCUCAUGUCUGCUGAUAGGGCCAAGCAGAUGUUUGGACCCCAAGUGCUCACGACCCGUCAUUUUGUGGGGUCAACAGCUUUUGCAGGAACCUCAGAACAUGGGCAAUUCCAGGGUAGCCCUGGAGGGGCCUAUGGGGCAGCCCAGCCCCCACCUCACUAUGGACCUACCCAGCCAGGCUAUAGUCCCAGCCAACAGCUCAGAGCUCCUUCAGCUUUUCCUGCUGUUCAGUACCUGUCACAACCUCAGCCACAGUCCUAUGCAGUACAUGGCCACUAUCAGCCAACACAAACAGGGUUCCUGCAACCUGGCAAUGCUCUGUCUCUUCAGAAACAGCUGGAACAUGCUAAUCAGCAGUCUGGCUUCUCUGAUUCGUCUUCUCUGCGCCCCAUGCACCCCCAGGCUCUGCACCCAACUCCCGGGCUCUUAGCGACACCCCAACUUCCUGUACAGAUGCAACCAUCAGGAAAGUCAAGCUUUGCAGCUACCAGCCAAUCAGGCCCCCGGCUCCCUUUUAUUCAGCACAGCCAGAACCAGCGUUUUUAUCACAAGUGACUUGAUUCAGGGUAAUGUCCAUCUCCAACUAAUAAAAGUUAUAUACUGUCAUCAG
Sarcophilus harrisii (Tasmanian devil) is the source of this 1750-nucleotide messenger RNA. RefSeq names its product G protein pathway suppressor 2 (gene GPS2). Gene Ontology annotation, molecular function: transcription coregulator activity. Lineage: Eukaryota; Metazoa; Chordata; Mammalia; Dasyuromorphia; Dasyuridae. Gene Ontology annotation, biological process: regulation of transcription by RNA polymerase II. Bases 715 to 1695 code for a protein of 326 amino acids. The transcript has 11 exons. Gene Ontology annotation, cellular component: transcription regulator complex. The record is from RefSeq and is a predicted model, not a curated record.